AAACCACGCUCGUGAAUGGCUUCCACGAAGUUGCGAAUGCAUUUAAAUGUUUUUAAAAAUGCUAAAAGUGAUUCAUGAUAAACCAAAAAUCUUCACGACCGUUCAGCUCUCUUCUGAUGCUCGCACGCUUUAGCCGGUCGAGCGCUUGAAGAAUGAACCAUUUUCUAUUCUCCAUGGAUCAGUUAGCGAUUUCAACGCUUCCGCGUUGUAAAUCAAAAGUGUUCAUUUGGUGGCUCGCUUUUUUGCUUUAUAUGGCGGUACCAGGAAAGCUUUCUCAAGACCGAGAGAGCGCGCAGAAGUUUUUGGAAAAUCAAACGAAAGAUAUACAGUAAGUAUCAAUUAUAAUCUACGGAUGCCUGAAACUUAAUAUGCAAACGGCGACUCUUAAAAUCAGUACGUUUUUAUACUUGGCGCCGGUCACAAGUUAUUUACAAGUUGCAUUAAACGGCUGAAUGAACGCAACAAAUAUAAAAAACCUGCCUUAUUGAAAGGGAUUUGUCGAGACAAUUAUCUUAAUUUUGAUUGUCAUCACAUAUAUUUUUGCACUUUAAGUCCUACACUGCAUUCAGUUUGAAAGACUGGAUACGUGUUUGUUUCACAGUUUAUGCUUACCAAUUCAGCAGAACUUUUUGUUCUUUAUAAUACGAUAAUCUAUUUUUAUACGUCAAAAAUUAAUUUGGGAAAUGCCAGCCCGAGUAACUACCGCAUGACGAAAAGUCGUCUUCCAGACGAUUCAGACUGAAAGACAUCGAAAAAUGAAUCCAGACAGCGGUUUGGUUUCUCUACUGAUAAAUCAUGCCCAGUGCUAAUUAUUGUGCCGUAUGUCUUAUCGACACAAUAAAGUGAAUGGAAAAAGGUUGUCUAAUUACCGCUUUAGAUCUCUAUCGUUAUCAUGAUCAUUUUGUCAGUAGGACAGCUCCUAUAGAAACUUAUGGACUCUUUAUGUAUCAAACUAAACCAGCUCGUUAGUUAUGGGACGUUUUAUUUUGAUAGCCAUCUUAAAGAGCACCUAAUGGAAGAAAUGGGACUUGGCGAAGAAGCAGCUGAUAAAAUUCUAAAUGUAAGUGUGGCUUUCAGUUCAAAUUGAUCAGCCUUUGACUUUUCUCUCUCUCGUGAUGGGCUUCUGAACAUGUGCCAAGCAAUGGCCUCUAUAUCUCUCAUUAGCAGAGCAUGUGAUACUGUUCUAGAUUAUUGUUUUAUUAAAAUUUCGCCUUAAUUAUUCACUCUCACAUGCAUUUGAUAAAAAGACAAAGGGCAAAUCCUCUUGAGAACAAUAUGUGACCUAUCCUCAAAGGGGUACUCGUCGCCACCACUACAGGGCAUCACGGGAAGGAUGUAGAUAUGAUGGGAACGAGAGACUCUUGCGAGUGUCCGUUUUCAUAAAGAACACGCGCGGAAACGCUUGCCACCCAGCCUACGCAUCAUCCUUCUCUGCAGACUAUGAAUGAUAGCAAAAUGCAAACUAAUAAAUGUCAGGGGUCACUUGGAUCAUUAAUCCUGAUGCGGAACUCACUCUUAGGUUUUGGGUGAAAAAUAACACCCACAAAAGCUUUCGGAAACUUCUUAAAGCCAAAGGGUGCGUUCCUUUGGAAUGAUUCGGAUCAUGGUAGAUCAAAUGAACCGGUGAAUCCUUGUUCAGAGUGGAUUCAUCGUUUCAUUUGAUCUACAAUGAUCCCAGUGAUCUCGGAUCACUGAUCCUAAUCCGGAUCAUCUCAAAGGAACGCACCUUUAAUACCGAAACAGGUAGACCACGAAUUCAAACAUAAGCGUGACAUUUUGAUUUUAAUUUUGGCGCCAGACGUUAACGUUUUUGAUAGGUCAUGUGGCUUUGUGUAUCAAACCAAAAAGGUGAACUUCACAUUCUUUUCUCAUUGCUGGCUUCGAUGUUCGCGCAUCACAGUGGUCAGAGUUUAUAUAUAGCACGAGAAGGCUGAGACCGAAAGAACUUUCACUGAUUGACUUUCCGCGAACGAAAAUUUCUCCUUUUUGGUUGACAGAGAACACCAUUAUUGGGCCUAUCUUUGGCCUACCAAACGCUCAGGAAUGACAACACGUGAGUUCACCUUUUAUGUUUGACAAACGACCUUAGUCGUUCACGUAUGGCGGCAAAAUCAACUGUCACGCGUAUCUCUGAAUUCGCAGCUUAUACCUGUUUCUGUAGCUUCGUCAGGUGUGGCGAAAGUAAAAGUACUCUGCUUGUUUUUGAUUGGGCCCGUUUUUUAUUUGCCUCGCAACGUUUCGAACGCUUGCUGCUAGACUUCAUUGGGCGAUGGGGUUGAUUGGCUGUGUAACACUACCAGAAGCACCUUGGUUGAUUAGUAUAUUACGAACCUCCCUCAAGUUAGUGGAUUUCGAUCGUGAUCCUAAGCGUUGUUUGUAGCCGUUUUCACACUGGAGACUGACUAUCCGUUGGAUAAUUCGCGCCAGACGGAUAAUACAACUUAAUUUGAAAAUGGAACGGUUUUAAUUUUUCAUGAACAAUCCGCCUGCUUUUAUACAUCUGUUCAUCCGCCAAUUUUGACAGAUUUUGAAGAUGGAUUAUCCGUCUCAGACUAGUGUGAAAACGGCCAGUGUUGGAACCUACUUGUCCCUUAAAAUUCUUAUUCCUAUUUCAAAACAAAAAAAAUGUCAUUUUUCACACCCGUUUUCAGACUUGGCCUCUAACAUCCAUGCCCGUUUUCAGAUCUGGUGUCAUUACUUAGAUUAGAACGUCCCCAGUGGUAUUGCGCAUACUGAUCGGCCACUGUGCUGCCUGUUCGUAGGCAUCUUCGCUUCCGGAUUAUUUAUUACAUUUGUCCAUUUUGAUGUUAUGCUUUUCGAGUAGGAAACCAGCAAUGAAGCGCAGUUUUUCUUGAUGCAUGAUUACGACAACAACAGCAAGUUAGAUGGACUGGAAAUACUCCAUGGGCUGUUUCAUCACCAUCACUCACACGAAGAAGGUAAUAUCUUGGGCCGUAGGGCACCAACACUCAAGGCGGGGGGGAAUGGUGGGGUAGCAGUAGCAAACAUCCAGGGGGGGUCCAUUUAACAGUCGGCUGACUGCACUCGUCUGGAAGGUAUUGCUUAUUUACACCUGGCAGCAGAUAUCCGGGAGACCUGCUAUUUGAAGGUGACAGGAAAACUCUUCGGGAAGGCACUUAGAUCGCCGGGUGCAGCACCACAUGCCCAACAGAGGUCCUAUUUAAAAUGACGCAUUUUGGCUUUCGCGUGGCUUCAUUCUUGAUUUCGGGGAUGGGGCUUUGCUGUUCCAUUUUAGUCUGUCCAAGAUUCUAGGUUUGCAUUCUUCCCGCAACAUGGUGGUACGCGCGAAGAAACGUACGGUGCACCAAACAGCUGGUAAUGUAGGCAGGUCCUUAGUUAGAAGCCUGUGCAUCAUUAUUUUGGGAAUCUGGUAUGAGUUUGGGGGUUGCGAAAUGUUCGGUCUAACAUUUGUCACUUUUAUGCGGCUGCAUUUGCCGUGUGAGAAUAUGACAAAACGAUUUUAAAUUGCAGAAAGACGGUUAAUUUGCUCAAGCGUUCAACUAAUUGACGUCCUUUCAUAGAAUGGACUUUCUAACAUAUCCCCCCCCCUAAAAAAUUGGUAUUGAAAUUAAGAGAAUAUAAAAGGAAAUGGCGUUGUACUGAAUUUAAUCACUGUUUCACGUUAUUAAUUUUUCUUCUCAUCUUAGGUCAAGAAAACUCGUCGAUUCCUGAGAAUGAAUUUGCGGAUUUUGUGGAUACGAUCUUACAGGAUCGGGACUACGAUGACGAUGGCUUUAUCGACUACCCCGAAUUUGUGAGGUCAUUUCAACAGCACCGUGAAGGGCCCGAGUAGACAAUACAAGGAAUAUGAGUUUCCCCACGGAUUGCUGGGGGUAUUAAAAAAUGCCGGGUUAUUUAAGAAAAAGGACGCGCAUCCAAGCCUCAGUGUCAUGAAAGAAACGACGUUCUCUACGUGCUCUGGAACUGUCUGGAUGUUUUAUCUGGAG
Molecule: messenger RNA, 3968 nt
Organism: Porites evermanni
Lineage: Eukaryota; Metazoa; Cnidaria; Anthozoa; Scleractinia; Poritidae
Source: the annotation of a GenBank genome assembly